Molecule: messenger RNA, 1872 nt
Organism: Impatiens glandulifera
Lineage: Eukaryota; Viridiplantae; Streptophyta; Magnoliopsida; Ericales; Balsaminaceae
Product: aspartyl protease family protein 1
Exons: 9
Coding region: 109-1782 (557 amino acids)
Biological process (GO): proteolysis
Molecular function (GO): aspartic-type endopeptidase activity
Source: RefSeq, a predicted model, not a curated record
CACUAUCUAUCUGCUCGCUUGCAAAGCACACUCACUCAAUGGGGUCAUCAUCAAAACCCUUUUGUUUUCUUUCUAUCCACUACUGAUCAGAUCUCUCAAAAUCCAAGAAUGUAUCGAUUCAUCUUCUUCUUCUUCUUCUUCUUGAUCUCUUUCCUGUCCUUCCAUCGCUGUAAUUGCCGAAUUUUCACCUUCGAGAUGCACCACCGUUUCUCUGAACCCGUUAAAAGAUGGUCUCACGCCUCCUCCGGAAACGUCUCUUCUAUCGAUUGGCCGACAAAGGGUACUAUCGACUACUACGAACGACUCGCCGACCACGAUCGUCUCCUCCGUGGCCGCCGGAUCUCCGAAUUGGUACACGACACGCUUCUCACUUUCUCCGACGGAAAUUCCACUUUUCGCAUCAGUUCUCUCGGAUUUUUGCAUUACACCACUAUCUCUCUCGGGACCCCUGAGAUGAAGUUCUUGGUGGCUCUUGAUACUGGAAGUGAUCUCUUCUGGGUGCCCUGUGAUUGCAACAAAUGCGCUCCUUCAGAAAACAUGCUUUAUAGUUCUGAUUUUGAACUGAGUGUAUACAACCCAAAUGGUUCAACUACAGGCAGAAGAGUUAGUUGUGAAAAUAGUCUUUGUGGGCAACGUAAUUUGUGCCCUGGAAGUUCUAGUCAUUGCCCAUACACAGUUUCCUACGUUUCAUCUGAAACCUCAACUUCAGGGUUUCUAAUGGAGGAUGUUCUGCACUUGAACACUGAAAACAGCGAUCAAGAAUCUGUUGACGCGUAUAUAACUUUUGGAUGUGGGCAGGUACAAACAGGUUCAUUUCUAGAUGUUGCUGCUCCAGACGGUUUAUUUGGGCUAGGAUUGGAGAGAAUAUCAGUUCCUAGCAUUCUAUCUAGCAAGGGAUAUACAGCGAAUUCAUUCUCCAUGUGUUUUGGGCACGACGGAACUGGCAGAAUUAGCUUUGGAGAUAAAGGUAGCCUUGAUCAGGAAGAGACCCCUUUGAAUAUGAACCCAUCGCACCCCACAUAUAACAUAACUGUAUCGGAAACUCGCGUUGGAACAACUCUGUUGGACUUGCAGUUCUCGGCUCUAUUUGAUUCGGGUACAUCCUUCACAUACCUGGUUGAUCCGGCCUAUACAAAACUCACAGAAAGUUUCCAUUCUCAAACGCAAGAUAGGAAGCAUCCGCCAGAUCAAAGGAUCCCAUUUGAAUAUUGUUAUGAUAUGAGUCAAGAGGCAAAUAGCAGUUUGGUGCCUACUCUUGGUCUUACUAUGAAAGGGGGUGGAAAACUAGCUGUACUUGAUCCCAUAAUAAUCAUCUCUACUCAGAAUGAACUUGUGUAUUGUCUUGCAAUAGUGAAGAGCCCUGAGAUGAACAUAAUAGGGCAAAAUUUUAUGACGGGCUAUCGCAUUGUCUUUGACCGAGAAAGGCUCAUCCUCGGGUGGAAGAAGUUCGACUGUUAUGAGACAGAGGAUCCAAGUGUGGUAAUAAAACCACAAAACUUGACUGCCAGGCCAUCAUCGGUUGAUCCUGCAGACAAAGACAGAAACAAAAAUUACUAUCCUCGGGCAGCUGCAAACAAGACCACCAGCAGCAGCAGCUCUCAAAGUCGCGGGAUUGCAUCUAAUUCCUCGUCACACCCUCCCAACAUAAUUCAUGACUUGCGCCUUUUGCUCAUCUUAUUAUUCAAUAUUAUUGUAUUCCAUAAUUUUUCAUCACCAAUUUUGGGGAAAAUCUUAUUAUUGGGUGGAAAUCUUUUCUUGUUUAGUUACAGUGGUAGAAGAUGAUAAUAAUGUCAAUAUCUCAAGACAGACAGUGUAACGAAUUUGUACAAAAUAAAUAAAUAGCUGACCUAAACACACCAGUUAUGUCUUCUA